Molecule: messenger RNA, 7724 nt
Organism: Alexandromys fortis (reed vole)
Lineage: Eukaryota; Metazoa; Chordata; Mammalia; Rodentia; Cricetidae
Gene: Fstl4
Product: follistatin like 4
Exons: 16
Coding region: 182-2707 (841 amino acids)
Biological process (GO): cell differentiation; regulation of BMP signaling pathway; multicellular organism development
Molecular function (GO): calcium ion binding; protein binding
Source: RefSeq, a predicted model, not a curated record
GCUGGAGCUUGGACUGUCUCUAGCACGCCGGGGUACACCAGCCGACAGACGGAGACGACCCAGCGGAGAACGCGGGGGCCGGGUCGCUGCCGCUGUCGCCGCCACGGGGCGCUCCCUCCCUUCCACCUGAGUCCGGCCACCUGGUCUUCCUCACGGCCCCGGCCGCCGCAGGCUGGACAAAAUGAAACCAGGAGGCUUCUGGCCACAUCUCGCCCUGCUUGGGGUCUCCCUGCCAGCUGUGCUGGGAUGGAUGGACCUCGGAGCCAGCAGAAGCCCCAAUGUGGUUCUGAGAGAGUCCCAGGCAGAGGAAACGAGAGACUUUGAAGUCACAAGAAGAGAAGGCCUUCCUAGCCCUGGGCUGUCGGCCUCCUGUGGGAAGAAACCCUGCAGCCCCGGGAGCAGGUGCUCACUCGAUAGGACCACAGGGCAGCCCUCGUGCCACUGCGUGGAGGUGUGCAGGCCCCGCUACAUGCCCGUGUGCGGCUCUGACGGGAGGCUCUAUGGGAACCACUGUGAGCUUCGCCGUGCAGCCUGCCUGCUGGGCAAGAGAAUCGUCAGCGUACACAGCAAGGACUGCUUCCUCAAAGGAGACAUGUGCACCAUGGCUGGCUACGCUCGUCUCAAAAACGUCCUCCUGGCGCUCCAGAGCCGCAGACAGCCACUCCAACAAGGAACCAACAGGCAGAACCUCGCCUCCCAGAAGCGCCUCUUGGUAGAGUCGCUAUUUAAGGACUUGGAUACGGAUGGCAGUGGCCACCUCAGCAGCUUGGAGCUGGCUCAGUAUGUGCUAAAGGAGCAGGAUCUGGAUGGUUCCCUGAAGGGAUGCUCACCAAGCGAUCUCCUGCGUUUUGAUGACUAUAAUACCGAUGGCUUCUUGACCCUUGGAGAGUUCUACACAGCCUUCCAGGUGAUUCAGCUGAGCCUCGCCCCUGAAGAUGAGGUCAGUGUGACCACAGUGACCGUGGGGCUGAGCACAGUGCUGACCUGCGCUAUUCGUGGAGACCUGAGGCCACCAAUCAUCUGGAAGCGCAAUGGGCUCACUCUGAGCUUCCUGGGCCUGGAAGACAUCAAUGACUUCGGAGAGGAUGACUCCCUUUACAUCACCAAGGUGACCACAAUCCACAUGGGCAACUACACCUGCCACGCCUUGGGCCACGAGCAGCUGUUCCAGACCCACGUCCUGCAGGUGAAUGUGCCACCAGUCAUCCGCGUCUAUCCAGAGACCCAGGCGCAAGAGCCUGGAGUGGCGGCCAGCCUGCGAUGCCAUGCUGAGGGCAUUCCCAUGCCCAGAAUCAUUUGGCUGAAAAAUGGCAUGGAUGUCUCAUCCCAGAUGUCCAAACAGCUCUCCCUCUUGGCCAAUGGAACUGAACUCCACAUUGGCAGCGUUCGCUAUGAAGACACGGGGGCAUAUACGUGCAUUGCCAAGAAUGAAGUGGGCGUGGACGAAGAUAUCUCCUCCCUCUUCAUUGAGGACUCAGCUAGGAAGACCUUAGCAAACAUCUUGUGGCGGGAAGAAGGCCUCAGCGUGGGAAACGUGUUCUAUGUCUUCUCCAACGACGGCAUCGCUGUCAUCCACCCUGUGGACUGUGAAGUCCAGAGACGCCUGAAGCCUGCGGAGAAGAUCUUCAUGAGUUAUGAAGAAAUCUGUCCUCACAGAGAAGGAGAUGCCACCCAGCCUUGCCAGUGGGCAUCUGCAGUCAACGUCAGGAACCGGUACAUCUAUGUGGCCCAGCCAGCACUGAACAGAGUCCUUGUAGUUGAUGUUCAAGCCCAGAAAGUCUUACAGUCCAUAGGUGUGGACCCUCUGCCAGCUAAGCUGUCCUACGACAAGUCACAUGACCAAGUGUGGGUCCUGAGCUGGGGGGACGUGCACAAGUCCCAGCCAAGCCUGCAGGUGAUCACUGAAGCCAGCGCUGGCCAGGGCCAGCACCUCAUCCGAACACCGUUUGCAGGAGUGGACGACUUCUUCAUACCCCCAACCAAUCUCAUCAUCAACCACGUCAGGUUUGGCUUCAUCUUCAACAAAUCUGACCCUGCCGUCCACAAAGUUGACCUGGAGACUCUGAUGCCCCUCAAGACCAUCAGCCUGAAGCACCAUAGCUGCAUGCCUCAAGCCAUGGCACACACCCACCUGGGCGGCUACUUCUUCGUGCAGUGCCGACAGGACACCCCUUCCUCCACCAGCCCACAGCUGCUCAUUGACAGCGUCACAGACUCGGUGCUGGGCCCUAACACUGACAUCACGGGCACCCCCCAUGUGUCCCCUGAUGGACGCUUCAUCGUCAGUGUCUCCAACAAGGGCCCCUGGUUGCACGUGCAGGAAGUCACAGUGCGGGGGGAAAUCCAGACCCUAUAUGACCUCAAAAUAAGCCCGGGCAUUUCAGACUUGGCGUUUCAGCAUUCCUUCACAGAAGGCAAUCAGUACAACGCCUACGCCACUCUCGACAAGGAGCCAGACCUGCUGUUCCUCGAGCUGUCCACUGGGAAGAUGGGGAGGCUGAAGAACUUAAAGGAGCCACCCACCGGGCCAGCCCCACCCUGGGGUGGACCCCGCAGAAUCCUGAGGGACAGCGGGCUCUUUGGGCAGUACCUCCUCACGCCCGCUCAAGAGUCGCUGUUCCUGAUCAAUGGGAGACGAAACGCCCUGAGAUGCGAGGUGUCGGGCGCAAAGGGUGCAGCCGCAGUGGUGUGGGUCGGGGAGGUAUGAAAGGGUCCAGGAAGGAACCGAGCUCGGGUCCAGGAGUACCACCUUAGUCCUGACACCACAGCCCCGACCAGGCGCACUGUACAUUUUCACAGACAAAAAAGCCAAACCCUGUACUUCGCUUUGUGGUUCGACACUGAUCUCCUUGCAAGUUCCCUAGCAGAAGGUACACACAGCAACCAAGAUCCGGGGGUUUCCAUUCAGAAGUAUGAUGUAACGCCUUGAGCCGUGGUGAGAACACAUGCUGCUACUGUGUGCAAGGAAAUCAUCUCUGUUCCUGGCUGCACACCACGUCGCCUGGGGACAUCACAGAAGCGAGGGAUCCUGCUGCCCAGGCUGACACUUCUGUCCGUUGCCUUUACAUAGUCAUUAUCCUAACCCGCCAGCCCCAGCCAGUGCCCUGCAGGAGUGGCCCCCGCAGCGGGGUUGAGCGGGGCUGUCCCUCUUAGCGGGCUAGCCUCCUACCCCUGCUGGGGACCUCACAUGCUCCAUCCUGGACGCUGCUUGCUUGCUUUUCCAGCUGAGUGCUAUACCCCUGAGGGAGAGCCUCUGAAACUUACUACACCUUGGGGGAUGGGAAAUCACUUGCUUUAUUUUGGAAUUUUUUGAUUAAAACUAAUUUUUUUAUAAUCUCAGAUGUGAGGACGCAGAGAGAUGCUCUCCAAGGUCCAGCUAUAUUCUUCCCUGCCUUAGGAUAAGUCUCCGAGGGGAGAGGGUCCCAACGGUACAUGCCAUGUGCAGAAAAAAUAGACACCCGAGAAAUAGCAGUUCUCUGCAGCAUUGUGUUGGCCCAAGUGCAGUCCAUAACCACCAUGUUAAAAUCGACGCUGGGACCCCAAGAGACCAAGCUGAGCCCCAUGUGCCUGCUCUUCACCACAGAAAGGCAACACGUUACUAAGGAUGCCUAACGCACCAGCAGAAGUCCAGACCCAGGGCAGGCCAGGCUUUCCUGGUAAGGUGUAGGCAGCCUCUGGGUUCCAUCCAGAAGCCAUGAGUGCCAUCCAUCCAGAGCUCUAAGGCUGUGUUUCUGCAGGAGCAGUCAGCACUGAUGCCUCAGCCCCUGUCACCACACUGCAAGAGAGCCCUUUUCCCUAGUGUUUUCAUUCCCAUCCCCUCAACUACACACUCUCCACAAUGCAGACUCACAGAGGGCUCUGCCUGCAAUAGGAAGAAGCCCAACCCAGCCAGCCCUAGGUCAGACUCAACAGCCCUGUGUCAGACUCAACAAGAACGAGACCCCCACCCAGGUUUCUCAGAACAUUCCGCCCUCUCUCACAUCCAUUGCCAAAACAUGCUGACUUUCUAGUUCGAAUCCUGCAAGCCCCACAGUGUUGAGACAGUGGGUCUACCCCAGACCAGCUAACUUAGCCACUUUCACCGAUCAGCAAUGGCCAUGACUUUGAAGACACAGAAUGCACCUUUCUCCCACUUCCUGCAUGAGUGCUUGACCCCCACUGUUCAUGCCAGCUUCCUGCUGCUAGUCUGGCCUCCCCUGUGUUUCCUCUCCUGGUGCACUAAACCACUGUCCCUGACAGUCCAAGGCAGUUCCCCAUACAUGUGCUAUCAUGUUUCAGAUGUGGGUAAGAGGCUGAAGAUGCUGCCCUCAGAGGCAAGCUUCACAAGCAGGAUAAGUGGCGAUGAUACAGCUUACCCUUUCUUAUCUGAUAUGAUUCUGGGGUCCCAUGCUUUCACUGAAAUCUUCCAAUAGUCAUAUAUUUCUCCUUUUGGAACAAUAGUGUCUGCCUCAAGAAGAAGAUUCCCUCAGCCUCUCCCCCAAGCCCACCAAGGCCAGCUUUACAUACCCUCUUUGGAUGCAAAAGUCAAAGACCAAUACAAUCCAGCAAACCAAAAGAAAGCAGGAUUGCUUGGCCACUGUCCUGCUUCUCUGCAUAUUCCUAGAAGGCACCCCAAAGUUCUCUUCUCUUCUGCUCAACUUCUAGAGAUAGCCAGCCUAUGUCCAGUGGCCUGGGUGCAAGACAUGUUAAAGAAAAAACCUCGGAACCCUGAAGCCUAGGCCAGAUGUCAGUCCAGGCUGCAGUCACAAAAGCAGAAUGGCUUCCUGGCAAUGAGAUCAGUAGAGGAAGGCAGAGGACUGUGGGGAAAUCUUGCCUGCCUUCCCCCUCUUCAGUCUGGGGCCAGAAGAGACCCAUGAGACGAGUUUAAAACCCACUGGCAACACACAGUGAGUGAGUGGAUCUCCUGCAACAACCCCAGCCCGUGGGGGUUCUGAAGAACACAAGAAAUUGACAGCUAACAGUUUACCCAGAAAGGACUGGUUUAACUAAGAAAACCACCAGGAAAGUGAUUUACAUAAACCCCAUUCAUAAUUCUUAACAUUCAAGUGAUGACACAAACAUUUGACUGUUCUUUUUUAUUUUCCCCUGAAAACCACCACAAAAUUCUGUGCAUAUGUAGCUACUGGUUCUCCUUCUGCCCCAAAGUCCUUGCUCUCAACAUCUUACCCAGCAACCCCAGACUGCAUGGAAGAGAGCCUUCCUGCUUCUGACUGAGUAUAUAACCCUCUUGUCCAAACAAGCCUGAAACUGGGCCACCCUCCAAUGUGGUACAUGGAUUUCUUUGGUCCCCCAAGCCACACAAACAUCCUGCUGCCUUCCUGAAUCAUGGGAAGAGGCUGGAAAAGACCUGAAGUCAUGGCUAGGAUCAGAAUCUAAGGCCAAACUGCAGGUUCUCUGAUGAAGAGAGUGGGCGUCACCAAGGAAGGGGGUUCAGUUCCUCCCCCUCACCUACUCUCUGUUCAGGAAAGGGCUCCCAACUGAAGGGAAGCACCCCAGGAAGGCUGCUUGCUACCCCAGACAGAGCCAAGGGCAGCAGCUUGCUACACAGAGCCUGGGAACUUCCGAGUCUUCACCCAGCGAAGCGCGAGUUGGCUUUGUCCAGUAGCAUCUUCUCGUUCGUCUGAUGACCGAUAACCUGUGAACUAAGGGGGCUCUCAGAAUGGAGAUGUGAGAUACACUCGCUCUGGAUAUAUUUUUGUACCUUGGGCUAAAGUGUAGUUGCUUCAUUUUCUCGUGUGUUUCAAAAAACCACUGAUGCAGAACCAUCUUCACUAACAAACCCCACAGCCCUCUCUCCAACCCUCCCCUCCAGAAGCAAGUCUCCGGGGAUCUGUCGCCAUUCCCCUCCCUCCUACACACCCACCAAUCUACCUCACAUCUUCCUUCCGUAUACCCAGCAUCCCCAGAAUGCCCCCCCAGAAGGCCAGAGAUGAGGGGAGACUCCUAGAGACUGAUUCAGCAGUCCUCCAUCAGCCCAGCCCCAGCCUCACUCUGUCAGAACCACAGACAACACCUUGCUGUCCAGGAUCACAGCCCAAACCCUAGCUCUCGGACCAGGGAGUUAGAAGCCAAGGACUAGAAAAAGCACCAUCAGAGUGGUAGGAAAGAGGGAGAGAGCUGGUGAGAUUUCAUUUCGGCCCAGUCUCACACGAGGCAGUCCACCCUCUCCAUCUUCUCCCACUUCAUUCCCUUUCUUCCUGGCUCUCUUCCUGUAUCCCACGCCCCCUGCUUCUGAGUUCCCCCGUGACGGCACUCAUCCAUCCUUCAAGGAGCAACAGCUCUUCCUCACACCAGCUUCAUGUGCCCUUUUCCCACACGCCCCUUGCUCUGAGGGUUCAAAUGCGAAGUCCCUCACAGACCAGAUGCUGCCUUUUGCUCCCAAGCCACCACAGAGGCAACCCGUGGUCUUGUUCAAAAGCAUCGCUAACUGCCUAGGUUUGGUUUCUCUCCAUAACCACAAGGAUGCUAAGUGGGGUAUUUAAAAGAUCCAAUGGGGGCAGGGCACUCAGGAUGUGAUCACAAGAUGCCAAAUGGGUGGUGGAAGGCAAGCCACGUCCUGCUCGUGGCACUGGCUUGAGGAUUUGGGCGUCGUGGCUGGGUCUCCCCAGCAGAUACCUAGAGGUAAUGAUCAAGCACCUCUUAGGCCUCCACAGUCUCCUCUGACUCUCUGGGCGACUAUCUGGAAAGUGUAAUCUAACCAAACACAACGGAUGAAAUGAGAUAUGAAAGGAGAGAAGAAACGGACUUCCAGAAUUCACAGGGAGGCUUCUUCAGCUGGCACCGGCGCAUUUAGGACGUUUUUUGGCUUUUGACACAAAGUCACAGCUUGUGCGCCUUUCUUUCCGAACUCAACUUAAUGACCCAUGUUACAGUUCCUUUCCCGCGGCUCGCUCCCACUACGGUUCCUACCAUUCACGGAGCAUCCGUUUCCCACCAUACAGGCAUCAUGUGACCCCUCGCCAUGACGCCUUACUGCUUUAACGCUCCAAUGAAAACUCGCCUGUGGCCUAGAAAACAUGGCCCUACCCUACCCUAGACAACACUAGCGAACCCUGCCUACAUCCCACAAAGCCUUGCGUAGGGACUGGCCCCCUACACCACGCCUUGGUGACAUGUUGCUCUCCACAGUUCACCUUCUGGAUAAAGGGAGACCAGCAUCGGCUGGUUGUGCGAUCCAGGGGCUGUCUAAACUCCAAAUCCUCGUCCACUGUCUAGCAUGCCAUCUCCAGAGAUGGGAGAGAAACAAGCCUGCAGGCCACCAGACCCAGACCCACUGUGCCCCCUGGUGGUAGCACCCACAUUCACACCCUCUCUGCCUGCCUCCAGGGCUCCCCACACCCCCCAGUGCUGCUGCCCUGCUUCCUGAAGGCUGUAUAAAAUGACCCAAAGUGAAACUGGGCAUGAAGUUUUGCUCGAGUGGUCGCACACCAUUUCGCGCUACCGCGUCGCCGAAUGACCUUCACGUUGUGGAACCCCACACACGCCAUCCCGAGAGUCAUCCUUUCCCCACCUCAGAAAAACCCUUGGAUCGCUUACAUCGAGGCAGGCUACGUUCUUUUGAGCAGUUGUGUAGACUCCAAAAUAUAUUUUCUGUAAUCAGUAUCUCUCAAAAGGCCGCCUGUAAUUAUUAUACACAUGUGAAUUUUUUUCCUUAUUUAUAAGAUAUAUAUAAAUUAUUUUUAAUACAUCAACUUUAGUAGAAAUUUGUACCAACACAGUAACAG